Triplophysa dalaica is the source of this 1651-nucleotide messenger RNA. RefSeq names its product voltage-dependent anion channel 3 (gene vdac3). Gene Ontology annotation, molecular function: voltage-gated monoatomic anion channel activity. The record is from RefSeq and is a predicted model, not a curated record. Gene Ontology annotation, cellular component: mitochondrial outer membrane. Gene Ontology annotation, biological process: monoatomic anion transmembrane transport. Lineage: Eukaryota; Metazoa; Chordata; Actinopteri; Cypriniformes; Nemacheilidae.
GCAGAUUGCGCAUGCGCGGUGCAUGUCUCCUUCAGUGUGCCCUCUCGCGCUGUGCAGAAGAACAUUAACACGGUCACGCGCAUCGACAGGACAUGUCUGAGAGAGCAAAGAGAAUGGAGAAGAAACAGAAUCACACGCAGGUGAAGAGCUGCGAUCACUGUAAACCAAAAACCUGCGCAAACAUGGCCGUCCCUCCUGCAUAUGCUGACCUCGGGAAAACCGCCAAGGAUCUCUUCAGCAAAGGCUAUGGGUUUGGAGCCAUUAAACUAGACCUGAAGACUAAGUCUCAGAGUGGAGUUGAGUUCUCCACCGGCGGCUCCAGUAACACAGACACUGGGAAAGCGGCAGGAAAUCUGGAGACCAAGUACAAAAUGAAGGAGCUGGGCUUGAGUCUGAACCAGAAGUGGAACACCGACAACAUUUUGACCACCGAAGUAACUCUUGAAGAUCAGCUGGCCAAGGGUCUGAAGCUGGCUCUGGACACUUCAUUUGUGCCCAACACUGGAAAGAAGGGCGCUAAGCUGAAGACGGGCUAUAAGCGGGAGUACAUGAACGUGGGCUGUGAUUUAGAUUUCGAUCUGGCGGGACCCACGAUCCACGCCGCGGCGGUUCUGGGUUAUGAAGGCUGGUUGGCCGGUUAUCAGAUGGCUUUUGACACGGCCAAAUCCAAACUCGCCCAGAACAACUUCGCUUUGGGCUACAAGGCAGGAGACUUCCAGCUUCACACUAAUGUUAAUGAUGCAGAGUUCGGAGGCUCCAUCUAUCAGAAAGUAAACAGUCAGUUGGAAACGGCGGUGAAUCUGGCGUGGACCGCAGGCAGCAACAACACACGCUUUGGCAUCGCCGCUAAAUACCAGCUGGACAAAGAUUGCUCAAUCUCUGCCAAAGUAAACAAUGCCAGUCUGGUUGGAGUUGGUUACACACAGAGCUUAAGGCCAGGUGUGAAACUCACUCUGUCCGCAUUGAUCGAUGCCAAGAACUUCAAUGCCGGUGGGCACAAGGUGGGCAUGGGCUUCGAGCUGGAUGUGUGAAGAUGAGACGACGGGCAGUGAAGAAAAAGACAACAGCAGGAUUUCAGACACACAUCUACUUCCACCCGUAACUCGACCUUAAAGACCCUCCCGUCCAGUGAGAAACAAGAACAUCAGUCACAUGUUCCGGGGCUACACCCAUCCGUCAAAACAUCACCAUAACAACCACCCUCUGUAUAGCAUCACCAUGACAACAAAUCUCUGCAUCUUCUGUUUCACAGGGUGUAAACUGAGUUAAGAAUGAUGUUCACACGUUUUGAAGUUACGUAUCGUUUGUUUUGAAUGGACAUUUCUAUGUGUUUAAAUAUUCAGAUUCAGCCGGUCCUGUCGUUUUGAUGUGUAUGAUACAUAUUUUUUUCGUGUUUAAUGAGAAAUAAGAAAGAAUACAUACCAACACCCUGUCAAUCACAUUCAUCUUUAAUUCUUCAUAAUAUUUAUUGCCAAAUGUAUCCUUUGAUCAACUGUUUAAGCUUCUGUUUUGGGUUUUGCGGGCUGGAGAUCUCGGCGGACAGUUCAUGAGCGUCUCUGCAGUUGUGCUCUUCACUAAAGGUCCAGGUUUGUGUUACAAAUGGAGAACGAGAAGUCUGUGUGUCAUGGAACUAAAUAAAGAGGAUUGUCGA